Molecule: messenger RNA, 1800 nt
Organism: Ustilaginoidea virens
Lineage: Eukaryota; Fungi; Ascomycota; Sordariomycetes; Hypocreales; Clavicipitaceae
Exons: 5
Coding region: 1-1800 (599 amino acids)
Molecular function (GO): metalloaminopeptidase activity; manganese ion binding
Source: RefSeq, a predicted model, not a curated record
AUGAACCCGGCUCCGGCUGUUAGCUUGUCACCAGCACUUCCCCACUCGCACACUCGCCGACUCUCCCGUUCGCUGGUAUACAUACCUCCUCAUCACCUCUCUGAGCAGGAAGGACUGACCAGCUCGGAAAGCGCGACUGACACAAGCUGGGAAAGCGCAACGGAGGAAAGUGCGAGCAACAGACCGACCACCUUGGACGAGUCGCGACUUCUACCUGUCCUCCGGGGUACCCACUACCCACCUCCGAGGUACAUGCAUACCCAGGUGCCUGCCAGGAUGGACCAUGAUCUGACCCUGGACGACGAGUUCGACGCUCUCAGAAUCAACGUCAGGGACGUGACCAAGUAUCCCGCUAAACAGCACGCUCGCAAGGUCGUGAAGCAACUUGGCGUCCGGGACGGCCUCAUCUACCUCCCCGGGCAACCCGAACGCCUGCUCGAGGAUUCGGAUCAGCCGCAGCUCUUUCGGCAGCGACGAUACUUCUUUUACCUGUCCGGCGCCAACUUUGAAGACUGCGUCGUCACAUAUGAGAUCGCACCCGACAAACUGACGCUUUGGAUUCCAUACGUUGAGCCCCGGCAGAUUCUAUGGUUCGGAUCUAAGCCCAGCGCCUGCGAGUGCCUGCGCCGCUACGAUGUCGACCAAGUGAGAUACACGACGCAGCUCAGCAAGUUCCUCAAGGCUUAUGCCGCUUCGCCAAAGUCAUCGCCUACCGUCUACAUCCUGCAUCCAGAUCAAGCCCCAGACCUUGGCAAUGGAGGUGACAUGACCAAGUCACACAUGCUGCACCUUGACCAUGCCCUUCUCAAACCAGCCAUGGACCGCUCCCGCCUCAUCAAGACGGACCACGAAGUCGCCCUGAUACGCCGCGCCAACGACAUCUCCAGCGCCGCUCAUCGCAGAGUCGCCGAGAACAUGUUGCGCCUCUCCAACGAGCGUCAGAUUGAGGCCAUCAUCCAAGCCGUGUGCAUCGCCAACGGCGCCCGCUCCCAGGCGUAUCCUAUCAUAGCGGGAUCUGGACGGAACGCAUCCACGCUCCACUACACCGCCAACAAUGCCCCCCUCGAGGGGAAGCAGUCCGUCGUCAUUGACGCAGGUUGCGAAUGGGAAUGCUACGCCAGCGACAUCACCCGCACACUACCGCUUUCGGGAUCCUUCACUCCCAGAGCCGGCGCCAUUCAUGCCAUUGUGCAACGCAUGCAAGACGAGUGCAUCCGUGAGGUCCGGCCCGGCAAAUUGUGGCGCGAGAUCCAUCUGCUCGCUGCAUCCAUUGGCCUGGACGGCUUGCUCAACUUGGGCAUUCUCAAGGGCCAUCGUGACGAAAUUGCUCGCGCUGGCACUGUCGCUGCUUUCUUCCCGCACGGCCUAGGCCACCACGUCGGUCUUGACGUGCAUGACGUAUCCAGCACUUUACCUCUUGCCGUAGCACAAGCUGGUCUUCAGCUCGACUACGGGAAGCGGACCAUGGUCACUCCAGCCAUGUAUGUCGAGAUGAUGCAAGAGCAAAGUCAAGGUGUUUUACUUGGGCCACAAGAGAGAAAAAGACAGCAUCUCGAGACUAAUAUGGUUGUCACUGUUGAACCUGGAAUCUACUUUUGCCGUGAGUACCUGGAGGGCUACUUCCGCAUGGACCCAACUCACUGUCGCUUCAUCGACUGGGACAUUCUCGAGGGCUACUACGAAGUAGGCGGCGUACGCAUCGAGGACUGCAUUCUUGUCACUGAGGACGGCCAUGAGAACUUGACGGCGGCCCCCAAAGGUGACGAGCUGUUGGACGUCAUCAACAAAGGCCGGAGGUGA